Molecule: messenger RNA, 3181 nt
Organism: Salvelinus fontinalis (brook trout)
Lineage: Eukaryota; Metazoa; Chordata; Actinopteri; Salmoniformes; Salmonidae
Product: E3 ubiquitin-protein ligase PPP1R11-like
Exons: 3
Coding region: 213-557 (114 amino acids)
Cellular component (GO): nucleus
Molecular function (GO): protein phosphatase 1 binding; protein serine/threonine phosphatase inhibitor activity
Source: RefSeq, a predicted model, not a curated record
UUGCGUACGGAGCUACCGGAAGUGGUCCGUCUAGGAAUUACUUCCUCCAUAUAGCCAAUCAUUUUUUUUUGAAACUCUGAUACAGCUUCUUGCCGAACAUCCAACGACAACGAGUCUGUUAAGUGUUGCAAAAACAGGGUGGUUGUUGUUCCUAAAACAACGUUUGUUGACGGCUGGCGCGACCUCAAUACCGCCAAACUAACAUCAUCAGGAUGGCGGAGGCGCCAGGUACUUCUAACGAGACCAUAACGGAGACCAUUCAAGUAGAAACGCCCCAGCAGGAGGGACGUAGCCUGACCAUCAAGCUGAGGAAGAGAAAGACUGACAAGAAGGUGGAGUGGUCCAGCGACACAGUGGACAACGAGCAUAUGGGAAGGAGGUCCUCCAAGUGUUGCUGUGUCUACGAGAAACCCAAACAGUUCGGAGAGUCCUCCUCUGAAAGCGAGGGAGAUGACGAAGGCUGUGGAAGUGCACACUGCAUUCUAGGACAUGGGAAAGACAGGCAUGGACACAGUGGAGGGGGUGGGGGGAACUGUGGAGGAUCACAUGCCCAUUAAGAGUGGAGACUGGGGGUUAUGACACAUACUGCUACACACAGUCUCAUUUAGUUCAGUCACUGCAGUACUGGGAGGAAAAAUGAUAGAUAAAGAUUAGAAGAGAGAGAGAACAAAGGAAAGAAGACAACCUAUACACAACCUGUUUGAUAAGAAAACGGGGUGCUGUUGAGAGUUCAUUGUAUAUAUUACAAUCAUUUUUCUUUUUAUAAAGAGUACUUUUCCUUAUUUGUCUAAAUACUUGAUUUUACUUAUGUUGCAGUAUCUUAGCCUGUGUGCCAGACAGUCUGUUCCUGCUUCUUAAACAAGGAUUUGGAAAGAUGAUGAUGUAACUUAGUAAAGAGCUGAAAUAGUCUGGUACCCAGACUACUACUAGGGAGCGACUUCCAAACAACAGCCUAUCCGGGGCUCUCCAACCCUGUUCCUGGGGAGCUACCAUCCUGUAGGUUUUGUAGCUGGGUGAUAAGCUGAAUCAGGUUAGUUACAACUGGGGUUGGAGUGAACCUACAGGAGGGUAGCUCUCCAGGAACAGGGUGGGAGAGCCCUGCCCUUUUCCCUAUAUAGGGCCCUGGUCGAAAGUAUUGCACUUCAAAGGGAAGAGGCUGCCAUUUGGGUCGUAACCUCUUUUAUCUCUACUUCAAAGUAAUGAGUACUCCAUGAAUACUUAAACAGCAAACAGUCUUAUUUUAUGAACACAAUGUUGUACAGACAAACAGUAGUCUAUCGGUAACAUUAAAGAAGUUUAGGGGAGUAUUUAGGACACUGUUUUAAGGAAAAGCUAGUCUUGUUUUUUUCUUAUUUUCAUGUAACAUUGCUGACAUUACCUUUUAGUUGAGGAGUGCAGUGAAAAUGUGUUGAUGAACGAUCCUCUCCCUGCCCUUUACAACCCUCAAGUGUUGAGUACAUUAGUCUCAGCACUUCAAAUAAGAAUAGAAUUGUUGGCAGAUUGCCUUCAAUUCUGAGAUGUUGUAAAGAUAUGUCCUUUUGUAUUGAUGAGGUUGAGGUGAGAGAAUGUCAACAUACCAAUAAUUAGACAAAACUUAAAAACCAUGCAUAUGCAACAAAUUAUAUACACCGAGCUACAAAAGUAUUGGGACAGUGACACAUUUUUGUUGUUUUGGCUCUACUCCAGCACUCUAGAAUUUGAAAUGACACAAUGACUAUGAGUUGAAAGUGCGGACUUCCGGCUUUAAUUAGAAAGUGUUUUCUGUUUAGAAAUUACAAAACUUUUUGUACAUAGUCCUGCCAUUUUAGGGGACCAACCGUAUUGGGAUUCACUUAAGUGUAUUAAAGUAGUACAAAGUUAAGUAUUUGGUCCCAUAUUCAUAGCACGCAAUGACUACAUCAAGCUUGUGACUACAAAUUUGGUGGAUUCAUAUGCUGUUUGGUUGUUUCAGAUUAUUUUGUGCCCAAUAGAAAUGAAUGGUAAAUAAUGGUAUUGUCAUUUUGGAGUCAAAUAAUAUAUGUUUCUGAACACUUCUACAUUAAUGUGGAUGCUACCAUAAUUAUGGAUAAUCCUGGAUGAAUCGUGAAUAAUAAUACGUGAGAAAGUUAUAUCCCCCGUUAUGAUAUAAAAUGCUAACCUCCUCUGUUAUUGUAAUAGUGAGAGGUUAGCAUGUCCUGGGGUUAUGAUAUAAAAUGCUAACCUCCCCUGUUAUUGUAAUAGUGAGUGGUUAGCAUGUCUUGGGGUUAUGACAUUUGUGCGUCUGUAACCCUCAAAUUAAAGCUGACAGUCUGCACUUUAACCUCAUAGUCUAUGCAUCAUUUUACAUCCCAAGUGCUGGAGUACAGAGCCAAAACAACAGUUGUGUCACUGUCCCAAUACUGUUGUAGUUCACUGUAUAUCCUUUAAUUCAUUAUCCCCUCUGAGAAUGAAUGCACCAGGGCAACAUUGGCAGUAACUUCAGCUACAUGCUGGUUGGUUACGAAGGGGGAAAAAAUUGUCAUUUUAAAUCAGUCUUAUAUUUGCAUCAUACUUAUUGCACUGUGAUCUGCUGUGAUCGGCAUAGAAGAUCAUUUUUGUUUCAAUGAGAGGAGAUAUAUGCCAUUUAUUUAGUGCUGCUGUGUACUUUCCGUACUACACUGAACAUAAAGUAGGACAAAAUGUAGUAUAACGCAGUACAGAUCAUGCAGUUGAACUGAAGACAUGGGAGAAAGAGAGUUUCUGAAGGGAUAGGGAGAAGGUGCAUGAUGAAUUACUGGCCCAGGCUGUGUUCACGAGUGUCUCAACUGACCAAAUGUCACUGGCCAUUUCCCAAUUGUAUUCUCCUCGUCUCCUUCUCAAAACCCAAUUGGAGGAGACGGUUAGAAGGGGCGGGACCUCUGGCUUUCUCAUCCAAUGGAUUUUGAGAAGGAGAGAGGGCGUGAAGGAGUAUGCAAUUGAGAAAAGGCCAGUGUCUAGGGCUUCAUCCUCUAUGGUUUCAAACACCAUUAUGCUACUUAAACUGUACUUGAUCUGUGACAACAUACACUAUGUAUAAUGGACUACAUCCAGUUUCACCAUACGUCACCAUUUUCUAUUACGGAUACACACAUACAAUGUUCCUGUACUGGUAAAGCACCUUUCUGUACAUAAAAUACAUCAUAUGAGAUCAGAUUUAAUGUGAAUAAAAGAUUAAAUCACUUUG